Molecule: messenger RNA, 2246 nt
Organism: Scomber scombrus (Atlantic mackerel)
Lineage: Eukaryota; Metazoa; Chordata; Actinopteri; Scombriformes; Scombridae
Gene: mapre3a
Product: microtubule-associated protein, RP/EB family, member 3a
Exons: 7
Coding region: 144-932 (262 amino acids)
Biological process (GO): regulation of microtubule polymerization or depolymerization; spindle assembly; protein localization to microtubule plus-end
Cellular component (GO): spindle midzone; microtubule organizing center; microtubule plus-end
Molecular function (GO): microtubule plus-end binding
Source: RefSeq, a predicted model, not a curated record
UUGUUGCAGCCCCAGACAGGGCGGCCCGUUACCAAGCAAGCACUGCACAGCACAGGGUCUGACAACGACGACAGCACCGGGCAUUGACAUAAGGAAUACAGCGAGGGUGAUAACAACACAGACACUCCUGAAUAUAGUAGGGGAUGGCUGUGAAUGUGUACUCGACAUCUGUGUCCAUUGACAACCUCAGCCGACAUGACAUGCUGGCAUGGGUCAACGAUUCUUUGCAUCUCACCUACACCAAGAUUGAACAGCUAUGUUCAGGAGCGGCAUAUUGCCAGUUCAUGGACAUGUUGUUUCCGGGUUGCAUCCUUCUGAAGAAGGUCAAAUUUCAAGCCAAGCUGGAGCAUGAAUCUAUACACAACUUCAAAGUUCUUCAAGCAGCUUUCAAAAGGAUGAGUGUUGACAAGAUAAUUCCUGUAGAAAAGCUUGUAAAAGGGAAGUUCCAGGACAACUUUGAAUUCGUGCAGUGGUUCAAGAAGUUCUUCGACGCCAACUAUGAUGGGAAGGAGUAUGACCCUUUACUAUCCAGACAGGGGCAAGACGUGGCCCCUGCCCCCAACCCAGGACCACAGAGGACAUCUCCAACAGUUCCCAAAAACAUGCCAACACCACAGCGGGUCCAACACAACACUCCAGCCUUGAGGAAGAAUCCAACUUUGUCUAGAAACGGGGGCAGUGACGCUGAGAUCAUGGAGCUAAAUCAACAGUUGAUGGAGUUGAAGUUGACCGUAGACGGACUAGAGAAGGAGAGAGACUUCUAUUUCAGCAAACUAAGGGACAUUGAGCUCAUCUGCCAGGAACACGAGAGUGAAAACGCUCCAAUCCUCAGCAGGAUAAUCGACAUUCUCUACGCAACAGAGGAUGGCUUUGCGCCUCCAGAAGAUGAAGACCUCGAUGAACAAGCUCACCUGGACCAAGAUGAAUAUUGAACCCUCCAUCCCCCUCCUCCCUGACAUCUCCAUCUUGUCCUAAUUUGUUUUCUACUAUCUCUGCACGCUCUCUAUAAAUACUCACCAUUAUCCGCGCUCUCUGUACGUCUUUUCCUUUCUUUCUCAUGUCUGUUUGUAACCUCCCCCAAUCACCCUCUGGCCGUAGACAUACUAUACACAACUACUCUUUAUCAUCAUCUGCUGCUCCUCCCUGCCUCCACUGACACAGUAACAAUAACAGUAAUGUAUGUAUGACAUAUCCCAGUUAUUUUAGCAUGAGUAAAGCAGUAAAUUGAGCCAAACCUGGCAUGGAGGUUAUUAUGGCAAACAGUGAACUUAAGUCUGUAAAUAUUACCGACAUUUUGAUUUCUGAGAGAACAAUGUCUUUGCUCGUUAUGGAGUUAUUUAUUUGCGCUGUUAAUACUACUACUACUAGAGCACAGAACUACACUCCCAGAGCUACUAAAACUGUAACAAAAGUGACUUUUAAUGACAGUUUCUUAUUUAUUUAACUUAUAUUUGAUUUAAAUUAACUUUCUGUAGCAAAACUGGUGCAAAAUCUACUGUACAUUAAGUGAAAGCUGAGACGCGGUGUGUUAUUUCAGUUAGGGUUUCUGCUUGAGUCAGCAUUGAGGUUUGGGUUUCUUUUGAUGAUAGGUUUAUGGCAAGUAGAAAUGCUGAAGGAAAUACUUUGGUGUGAUGACUCAAGGCAUAUGAUCAGUGCUCUGCGAUUAUUCAUUAUUGAUCAGCAACAUAUCUGAGCAUGAGAAUGUUACACAUUGACUGUGAAUGAGUAAUAUUUUGUAAAUGUAUUUUGUGUGGAGAUUUUGUCUGAUAUCGCACGAUCCUGGUUAAUUGCCAUUGUAUCUUAUAGGCUGACAUGCAGUAGCCUACGAGUUUAAAAUUUAGAUAUUGAAAAUCACCUGCAGACUGACAACAAGGUUUAGAUUGUAGCAGUUCUAAUGUUUUAUUCUGAAAUAAAAGGGAGCCUACCACUGAAUUAACACAUUUUCACAUGACAGCUUUUGUCAUGAUUCUACAGCUUAUCAUACUGUGUUUAUACUUUAAAUUUGCUGUUAAGGAUUGCCCAGGGUGUAUGAGUUGUUGUUUGGAAAUAAAACAGAAAGUCAGUUUUAAGAGAUCUGUGACCAGUUGCUGGUCAUCGUUAGCAUCCAGUUAAACCAAGGAAGUCUCCUUUUCCUUCCCCAGCCUUUUUUUUACUUUGCAAACUGGCUGUCGUCUGCUCUGGAACUUCAUUGACCAUGCGAGCAUCUACAGAACACUCAUCUUUUGAGUUUUAAAUAAACAAACAUU